UUUCUUCUAUCCCAUUCAAUGUAACGAGUUCUUCGUAUAUAAGCCUUCGUUGCUGGACGCUCGAUCCUGGAUUGACAGGUAUGACCACAGAAAAAGUCUUAGUUUUGGGCAUGUUAUAAUACCUACAUGGUCAGUUAUAUUGCCUGACUACCUAUUCUUCAAGAGUUAUGCCACGCUUCAUUUACUGGGUUUUGAACUUGUCCGCCUUGGUCGUAGGACGGUCGGUAGUGGAGUGCUCUUCCAAGCCUCCGGCGUUCCUCCUAGCAGGCGAUUCUACGACGGCACCGGACGGCGGCUGGGGAGACGGCCUGCUAGCUACGCUCAAGAAACCAGCCUGGGGUGUGAAUAUCGGAAAGAGUGGUGCCACCACGGCGUCAUUCUUAGCCGGAGGAUACUGGGCAAACGUGACGCAGCAAGUUAAAGAUAACGUUGAAAAAUAUGAUAGCUACGUCACUAUAAGCUUUGGGCAUAAUGACCAGAAAUCAACCAGCGGAGUUACUUUCGAACAAUAUCAGGAAAAUCUCAUCAAAUUCGCCGGCGAAAUCAAAUCCCUGGGUGGCAAGCCGCUUCUUACAUCGUCACUUACACGCCGCGUUUUCCCCUCCGGCCAAGACCACAAUGCCACAGACUCGCUUCAUGACCAGCGCUUAGCGGCUAUCGCAGCGGCCAAGGCAACAAAUUCGACUAUAAUCGACCUCAACGAAGCAAGCCUGGAGUACAUCGAUGCGAUAGGGAAAGAAGCCGCGCAAGAAUACAACUAUGGCGAAGACAUGUCGGACACGACACAUCUAAAUCCGCACGGAUGUGUUGUCUUUGGCCGUAUGGUUGCAGAUCUGAUCAUCCGCGCGGAAUCCUGUGUAGAGCGAUAUUUUACCCCUAACCAGACACUGAGCGACUUGAUUUGGAGCGAUUUACCAGCGUGAAGUAAUCAAGUUUAGAUUGUCGCUAAUGUUGAAUUCGGAUAUCCGAAGUUUGUGGCUACGAUCUUGUUGAUGAGAUACAUAGAUAUAGCUACGUCGUCGCGUAAUACACGGUUGCGGACAC
Molecule: messenger RNA, 1044 nt
Organism: Annulohypoxylon truncatum
Lineage: Eukaryota; Fungi; Ascomycota; Sordariomycetes; Xylariales; Hypoxylaceae
Product: carbohydrate esterase family 12 protein
Exons: 3
Coding region: 168-923 (251 amino acids)
Molecular function (GO): hydrolase activity
Source: RefSeq, a predicted model, not a curated record